UGAGGUUCCUCAAAAGCCAAAACGACCUCUCCCUCUCUCUGUUUCUCUCUCUAAAAAGUUACCACCUGCCAAUGGAUUGUCUUCCCUCUAAAGUCGAAAUACAGAUCAGGCCUCAAUGCCUUAGCAGAAUAUGGCGAUUUAUAACGCCGGAGCUCCAUUUCUCUCUCUGUCGUCGUCCCUCGUUUCUCACUCAUCAUCCAUCGCAGAUGGUUUCCCGAUUAACCCACAAAUUGUCGCUGCAAAACCCAUAAUCAGAGCCUUGCAGAGAUGGGAUGGAAAGAACAGAGGGAGAUGGGUUCAGUUGGGUUUUAGAGAGAGAAGAGAGAGAAGGGGUUUUGUUGCUGCCUCUUCAGCUGACUCGGCGCCUUCGUCUUCGCAAUGGUGGUCUACUCUCAUGCCGAGCAAAGCAAGCGAAUCCCCCUCUUUGAGCGACAUAGUCUGGCCAGCUGCAGGAGCUUUUUCGGCCUUGGCUAUAAUGGGGAAAUUGGAUGAGAUGAUGGCGUCAAAGGCAAUUUCAUUGACUAUUGCGCCCUUUGGUGCAGUGUGUGCGGUCUUAUUUGCUACCCCGACUUCGCCUGCUGCGCGGAAAUACAACAUAUUCAUGGCUCAGAUCGGGUGUGCUGCAUUAGGUGUUUUGGCAUUUGUGCUGUUUGGCCCUGGAUGGUUGGCACGGAGCACUGCCCUUGCUGCAUCCAUUGCCUUCAUGAUCUAUACUGGCUCUACACAUCCUCCUGCUGCUAGCCUGCCUAUCAUGUUCAUUGAUGGGGCCAAGUUCCAUCACCUGCACUUUUGGUAUUCUAUUUUCCCUGGAGCUACCGGAUGCUUACUCUUAUGCCUAAUUCAAGAGGUAGUGAUUUACCUGAAAGCCAACUACAAGUUCUAAUGUCCAGCUAUAACUGGGAUGUUGCGCAAAAUUCUGGAGACUAUAUUUGAAGAUAGGUGGUCCCAAUAUUUAUUGUACAGAUAUGAGGAAAGAAAAGGAGUUCACUCUUCGUUUAUCACUUUUUUAGGUGUUCCGCAUUCUAAUGAUUAGCAAUUUUAUUUAUUCAUAUUAAUUAAAGUAAUAGGAAAACGCCUAUAGGCGAAUUUCUAAAGUGUUUCGUCCCUGCUUGUGACAGUUUUGCCUAAAAACCGCCACAGUCCUAUGGAAGCCAUGGUGGUCCCUGUAUAUUUUUUGCAUGAAAAAAAUAUCUUUACGGACAUGUUAUAUCCAUGACAGACCGCCACGGACAUGCUAUGUCCGUGACGGUCUUUAAUCCACGCCGUCCAAAAAAAUUGGACGUCGUUGAGCCUAUAGGCGAAAAUACUGAUCAUUUUCCAAAAUAGUAAUAUAUGAUGGAGUGUUAGUCUUUUCCAAAAUAAUAAUAUACUAUGGAGUUAAAUCUCAAUCAUGACUGUUUGUCAUGGUGCCUCUGUUCUGAUAGUCUUGAGAGUUCUUAUUUAUUUUCUUUAGAGCUCCAGUUGCUUGGGUACUUCCUGUAAUAUUUCAUUUAGAACUUUUCUAUCUACAAAUCCCGGAUGGAUAGCGAAAUAAUCAAUUGUAAGCGACUUGGAAUUUGCUCAGUAAAUUGACGAUAUGUGAUCGGAUGCUUUCGA
Molecule: messenger RNA, 1596 nt
Organism: Amborella trichopoda
Lineage: Eukaryota; Viridiplantae; Streptophyta; Magnoliopsida; Amborellales; Amborellaceae
Product: Integral membrane HPP family protein
Source: RefSeq, a predicted model, not a curated record